Molecule: messenger RNA, 2312 nt
Organism: Branchiostoma belcheri (Belcher's lancelet)
Lineage: Eukaryota; Metazoa; Chordata; Leptocardii; Amphioxiformes; Branchiostomatidae
Exons: 5
Coding region: 70-1455 (461 amino acids)
Source: RefSeq, a predicted model, not a curated record
UACCAUAGCAGCGAGUUUCGGAGGUGGAGCAAAAAGGGGAACUUACUCUUGAAAGGCGCUAUAGUUCAAAUGUUUCACUACAUCCGCUUUCACAGAGAAUUCUGCGAGAGAGUCACCACGCCAAGACCACCACCACUACGCCAAGUAAAAGCUUUUCCCGCUGUCUGUCCAACACUCACUCAACAAGCUAGGUUAUUUCGGAAACUAAAGAUGACACCCAGGGACAGGGACGACAUUGACAUCCUCCGUACACCUUGCCUCUUAUCAGAGGCCUAUCAACUGACACGUUGUGUGACCACAAUCCGGGAGGCUGGAGCACUAGAGAACGGCACAGAUGAUAUCCUUAUCAAACAGCAAGAAGCCGGCAGCGAACACAAGACGUCUACAGGACGCCGUGGUUUGUUUAGCUCUCUGGAACGCUUGGCAAACUGGUUUGGUAGAGAUGAAGAAAUGGAUGAGGAUUUACUAAGUGUCCCAUGGGAUACCACGAUGAAGCUAGACGAAGAAACUAUCUACUUAAAACGUUCCCCUGCGCAACACAACAUACUCGUGUUCGGCCCUGGCGCUCCCUAUACUCUCAGAAAGGGGUACCGAAUGAGUCACCAUCUCCAAAAUAACGCCUUACCGUUACUGGUCUGCCGUAUUGCAGAAGAUGACAACGAUGACACCCUGACUCCCAUCUUCCAUGUCCGCCAUGGCGCAGAAAAUAAACAAUCUCGAUGGGACUCCCUCAUUCAACAACUUCUGAAAGAAGACGCUGCGACCGUAAGUGUUGUUGGCCACCCCGACAAGAGAAACGGUCGAGGGGAACAACAUUUUCACGCCGGCCCAAUACAAGUGCUGAUCGUGGGGAAAACAGAAGGUUGGUUUGAUGAAGAGUCUGAAAAAUUCAGCUACAUCAGAGGUAAGAGGCAACAAAUUUGGAGGAACUCCCUUACUGACGGAUGUAGGGUUGUUGACGUGUGGCGCCCAGAAAAUGAAGCCGUCUUUACUUCGGGUCAAUCUUCGCGUCAACUGAAAAUUCAACCACAGGAAAGCAAGAGUUGCCAGGAACAAGACCAACAUACUGCUGAACAGUUGGUGACUGACCCAGAUGACAGUCAUGGCGAUGAAGACGACAAAGACUACUUUGCUCGUAUGACUGAAGCCUACAGGAAGAAUUUUUGUGAAGAAGCAGCUGACCUGUUCAUCCGAACCAUGGAGGCAGGGCGGUGGGCCGACAUCGUCCGUCAGCUCAACUUCACCAAGGCUAGAGCCGACCAACUGUUCGAAGACAGUGUUAGUACACUGAAACAGAAGGCAGGCGAGGCUUAUGACUCCCACCCCCACCAUAGCAGCCCUCCUGAAAGCCUGUUUCGGGUCCAAGAGCUCUUGGUUAGGGAGGCUGUUUUGACGCUUGCACAAAAUUGUCGCCAAGAAAAUGUGAUUUCGCCUCAAUUUUUUGAGAAAAAAUAAGUGACAUGCGGCAAGGAAUGAUCACCACAAAUACAGUGUGCUUUUAUCAGCAGCUGUAAAAUUUCUUUAGAUGUAUUGUGCUUAGUAGAUGUGCCCUGGAUGGAAAGUCAUGUAAUUGUGUGAUUAUGAAGCAGUAUGUAGACUGUUUGUGCUAGUUUUUAAGUCAUUCGCUUUUCAUGUGAAAGAUUAAAACUAAUUCCUCUUGAACUUCACCCUCCCCGCCUUUCCAUUGUGUAAAUGCAUGGACACCAUGUAUAUGCAGAUCAGGAUGAAGAAGAAUAUGGCCUAUCAAAGUGUGUCAAACCUUUCCUUUCUUUUUUGGCCCUUUAGCUCCGUAUUAUGACACAACGCUGAAGUGCGCAAGGUUCUGACAAAAUUUCGCAACUGUGCCAAUUUUUAGAGGAGACAGCAUCUUUUCUCAUUCCCCUCCCCAUAUUAUGAACGUAUUAUAAUUAUUUGCAUAUAUUAAGUAUACAAUAUUGAUUUAUCAUAGUCAAAAUCUAACUUCAAUGGGUUUUUAAUUUGGAUAAGGGUACAUGUUGUAUAUGUAUACCAGAUAAAAAUAAAAAUACUCGUAUAUAUAUCAGGGCUUGAAAGGUUACGGUCAUGUAAUUUAGAACAAUCUCGUGUCUAUUAUCAUACAAUAUUAGAGGUUUAUGAGGAAUGAUUUCAUCGAUAAAAGGUGGGGAAGGUGUACUACUCAUCAACAGCCAGGUAGGUGUGAUGGUGAUGAUGAAAUAUGAUACUGGCAUGAUAGAUAUAGUUUGGAAUACAUCCAUAAAACUUACCGUGUCUAUGUCUGUGCGUGCCACGUUGUAUCAGUUUAUCCAUGGCCACAAUGUGUGAUUUUUUUGGUU